AUGAAACGUUGCUGGUGAACGGAAUUUAUACUGAACAUUCGUUAAAUGUAAUAGUUCAACGCUGGAAGUCAGGAAAUUUCUCAGAAAGAUGAUGAUAAUAUUGGUACUAAUUGCCGUAGUGUCAUGUCAGGGAGACGUUUGGGAAGAACUAUUUUCGGUUGAUAGCCUUGAACCUAUCAGUUUGGAUGUGUAUUCUGAAAUUCCGGGAAAUAUCAAAUGGCAACAAUCUAACAGAAGUACAGCUGUGACAGCAAAAGCAAAGUUAUACCAAAAAGGAACAGAAGAUAUACCUAGUGAUCUUCUUUCCAGUCAAUGCAGAAUAGACACCGAAAUAAAAGCGGGAAAAAUUACUGUUAAAAUAUUUCCUAACAUCCAGGAGCCCAAAUUCACCAGUUACCAACUAAAUGGCGGAUUUCCAUUAUUAUACAGCUACUUUCUGACAUUAUGUAUAUUGGCAUCAGUCCAUGGAUGGCAGAUCGCUGUCACAUAUGGGGUUCUUCUGUCCGCAAUGUUCACAUUUGCUAAUGUGUGUUUAGCUAACAUUACACGUAUAGAUAUAGUUGUGGAAUAUCCAGAAACCGUUCAGUUUAAUAAGAUCAACGUGUUCAUGAAGAAUGGUAAUAUAACAUUACCAGAGAGUGUAACAUAUAAUUCCAUCGUUGAUUGUUCAACAGACCAUACCUACAAUAGAUCAGGAUGUAUAUCCUGUUGUCAUGGAAAAGGCGUUUGUGGUAUUGGAAAUAAAUGUUAUUGUAAAGAAGGACACGAAGAACGAACACAUUGUAAAAUGAAGAAGACACCUCGUCAUACAAUUUUUAUCAAUACCGUCGACCAAAGAAUAAUUCAUGUUAAUCUUCCAACUAAUCAAAACAUCACAGUAUAUGGAAAAAGAGACAUGAAUGGAAGUGUUAGGUCUUUGAAAAGUUUCCGGUCACAUGAUCAGUAUGGAGUUUCAUCUAAUAUAGUAAUGGGAAAACUACGCAAAAUAUCAAGAAUUGUCUCCUCUUCAGGGACAACAAUUUCAUAUGACUGGAAAACAAGAUGCUCUGUGCACGUGACCGUUAUUUUCAACAAAGGCCAAGGCCAAAUUGACCAGGAUAUAACUGUCUGUAAAAUGAAGCCAAAGCAGGAGAAAGUUGAAUUAGAGGACAAUAAAGAGACACAAAAUAUAUUACCGUCUAGUGUUGAAGAGAAAAGAAACAUACAAAGGAGAUCAAAGAACGUCAUCAAUCAUCAUCAUAAAGGAGAUUCUAUCAAAAUUCCAGUGGAAAUUAAAAGUUGCAACGAACCCGAUUCGUCUGCUGAAGUUUCUGCAAAAAUAACUGCAGCAAAUCAUUCCGAAAAUAUUAUACAAAACGAUUUUCUGGGGUCAUUGACGUCUCACCCUGGACUUUAUCACAUCAGGAUACCGGUUAAACCUGUACAUCAGACAGACAGUCAGGAAUCAGCUGUUUGCCAAACCUUCAUCCAUUCAACAAAUCAUCUGUGUAAAUAUGCAUCUUCAAACUAUUAUAAAUUUCAACGUCAUAUUUGCAAGCAAAUAAAAUCGUCAAUAAAAGUAAUGUCAGGAGUAUCAUUUUCACAAGUAGGUGACGUCAUCACAACAUGUGAAUCGAGUUUUCAAACUGUCAUAUCAUUUUGCAAAGAGUUUUAUACAAACAUUGAAAAUAAUUGCAAUAGAGAUUCUAUAAUAUUUUAUGAUUCAUUCGUUUCUGGAAAUGUUUCCGUACAAAUCAUUGCUACAUUUCCAGGAAAUUAUUCAGUUUACUCGGAACGCUUUGAUUUGAAGGUCAAAGAGGAUUCGCCUUUUCCGGUGUCAAUGAAGAAAAUAAACGACAUACGCCCAAAACCAAGAUUUAUAGGCUUUAGUGUAAAUCCAAGGGAUCCAAAGCCUUUUCAACGGUAUAACGUUAAAAUAAAUUACGCGUGUGCAUCAUCUACCACAAAACUUGACAUGCGUAUUGAAGGAAGUGAUAAUUACCAUAGCAACAUUACUUGCAAUGGUGUGACACAAUGUAACUGUUGUAUAUUACAUGUUGCCGGUGCUGCAGCACAUGUUAUGGACAAGGUUUUGGUCACUCUUAACGACCCUCUGACGCAGACAAUUACCACAAGAGAAAUAGCCGUUCUGUUUUGAUAUAAAACUGCAAAUAAAAGUAUUGUUGUUAUAAA
Messenger RNA from Mytilus californianus (California mussel), 2172 nucleotides. RefSeq lists its product as uncharacterized. The coding region runs from base 89 to 2137 and encodes 682 amino acids. The record is from RefSeq and is a predicted model, not a curated record. Lineage: Eukaryota; Metazoa; Mollusca; Bivalvia; Mytilida; Mytilidae. The transcript has 6 exons.